Messenger RNA from Biomphalaria glabrata, 2117 nucleotides. RefSeq names its product protein tfg-1-like. NCBI's taxonomy places the organism in Eukaryota, Metazoa, Mollusca, Gastropoda, Planorbidae. The transcript has 11 exons. Gene Ontology annotation, biological process: regulation of cell differentiation. Gene Ontology annotation, cellular component: membrane. The record is from RefSeq and is a predicted model, not a curated record. Bases 990 to 1994 code for a protein of 334 amino acids.
UAGUAAGUCUGUAGUGACUAGUUACUAGUGAUUAGUCAAGUUAGAUCUUGAGCUACAGAAGAAAAUUCUAGAUGCUAGAUGGGUCUAGACAUUCUAGAAAUCUCCAUUAGGAUAAAUUAUAUUUUAUAUUAGAUUUUAGAUGGGUCUAGAUUACUAUAGAUCUAGAUAGAAUCUGUAAAAUACUAUUAAAAUGUUAAUUGAGGCAUCUUGUUUUCUUGAUUCAACAAAUACUGAUUUAUUGAUAAGACUUGAGUCAAUUGAAUUCAGGUUCCACUUACUUUACCACUAGAUCUAUUACUUUUUACUACUUUUCAUAUUUAAUAAAAAAAAAAUAUAGAUUUUAUGUUAUGCAUAGGCAUAGGCUAGAUUUAUCUAUAAUGUAAUUUAUUUAUUUUAACUAGAUCUAUUGCCUGUCUUUCUAAGUAAGAUUUAAUUAACUCUAAACCAAGACACUGGCCCAGUUACAGAGUAGCUGCAUAUUGGCAAUACUGUUUUGGAAGUAGCUUAAUAUUUGUUUAAAUUUUCAACAAAUAUCAAUCAUAUUAAAAUAAAAGCAUUCUCCCCUCCUCCCAGCUAAACUAAACUCAGUAAUAUAAAUAUAAUAGUCUUGGAGACCAAAGUAAUAUAAAUAUAAUAGUCUUGGAGACCAAAGUAAUAUAAAUAUAAUAGUCUUGGAGACCAAAGUAAUAUAAAUAUAAUAGUCUUGGAGACCAAAGUAAUAUAAAUAUAAUAGUCUUGGAGACCAAUUGUAUCUCUGCAACUUUUCAGAUGUACACUUUGUAGGCAAUUUAAUUUGGUGCCCAGACUAGUAAGAAAAAAAGUAUUUUCCCUGUGAUAUAUAUAUAUAUAUAUUUUUUUUGUUAUAUUUUAAUUGACUCAGUUUCUAUCAGUUGAUAUAUAUAUAUAUAUAUAUAUCAUUGCCAUUGCAUUGGAUUUAAAAUAUUUAAUCAAGCUGCAGCUUUUCUUAAAUCUCUUGUGAAUCUGAGAGAAUGGGAGAUAUUGUUAAAAGUGGAUAUGUUAAACGGUUCAGCAAGAGUUUUCUGAAUGGUGGCUGGAACAAGUCUUUCUUAGAACUUCAUAGAGACUCAACAUUGAAUGUCUAUAAAAAACAAGGAGACUCCAAAUGUCAGGGAUCAAUUUUCAUGAAGGAUGUGUGUAAAUACUUUGCUUAUGGGGAGUUCACUGCUGGAAUGCCAGAUAGGCCUGAGUUACCUUCAGGUGCGACAUAUGACUGCAUUAUGGGUAUUCCCCAAAAGCCAAGCAGUAAAGCCAAAAUACACUGGUUUUUAUUUUCCAGUACCAAUGAGCUCCAUGAGUGGAUGAGAGCAAUAUGCAGUGUGCUACCACCACCACCACAGAAAGACAAUGAGCCACAACAUGUUCAGCAUCAGCAACAGCCUGCUGCAUCAGCACCCCCUCCUCCCAGUGCAGGCCCACCACUAGGGUUUGAGAACCUCUCAUUGGGUGCACCUCCAUCAUAUGCCACCCCUCCUUCCCCCCAGUACAGACCUCCAUCUUCACCGCACCAGCCUCACUACCCACAGCAGCAGUAUUAUGCACCCCCUCCUGGAGCCUACGCACCUCCUCCACAAGCUUAUUACCAGCAGCCUGGAUACUAUCCUACCCCUCCGCAGAAUGCUGGCUACCCACAACAACAAUACUAUCAACAACCUGCAGUUCGUCAAUCAUAUCCAGGCUAUUACCCAGCAGCACCUCGGUAUUACGGUUAUCCAGGUGGCUACCAAGUCCCACCCCAGCAAUCUUACGUUUAUCAGCAGCCUGUUGUUUACCAGACAAAAAAGAAAAGUUUUCCUGGUGGAAAUGCUGGGAAAUUAGCUGCAGGUCUAGCAGGUGGUGCCUUGUUGGGCUAUGGAGCUUCCCGCAUGCUAGGAGGAGGCUGGGGACUUGGCCGCUGGGGCAGUUGGAGUUCUCUCAGCUCCUUCGGUAGCUUUGGCAGUUGUGGAAGUUUUGGAAGCUUUGGCAGUUUUGACUAAACAUGUUUUGACAAGUUCUUUUGCUUAAGUCCUAAAAUAAUUAGAUGUAAAUAUUUAUUUUUGUAUAAAAGAUUGGUGUUCUCUUACAUAGACCUAUCUGUGUAGAUCUUACAUUUUAGAAAA